AUGAUGUAUUCCAGACCAUCAUCAAGUUCAAGUUCAAGUUCAUCUUCUUCCAAUAAUGAAGAAUAUGAUCAACUCGUUGAUGAACUCUUCACAUACCAACCCACAUCUUUCCUCAUGCCCCAAACACAAUCCCAACGUACUUCAAAAUCACGUAGAGGGGGUACGAACAGAAGAGAUUGGGAAAUGGGACAUGCCAGGCUGUUCAAUGAUUAUUUUUCCGAUAAUCCUGUGUACAAUACCACCCAAUUUAGAAGAAGAUUUCGUAUGCAACGACCUUUGUUUUUACGUAUAAUGAACAAGGUCGUUGAAGGUGAUGUUUACUUCCAGCAGCGUAGGGAUGCAACUGGAAAGUUAGGCAUAUCACCUAUGCAAAAAUGUACAGCCGCGAUACGAAUGUUAGCCUAUGGCAUGGUUGCAGACGCUGUUGAUGAAUACGUUCGAAUCAGUCAGUCAACCGCUCGAGUUGCCCUACAACGUUUUUGUGCCGGGGUCAUUGACCAGUUCGGAACCGAGUACAUGCGAAACCCUACAACUGAUGAAUUGGCCCGGAUACUGCAUCAAAAUGAACUGCGUGGUUUUCCAGGCAUGAUAGGCAGCAUUGAUUGCAUGCAUUGGGAAUGGAAGAACUGUCCAACGGCUUGGAAAGCGCAGUACGCCGGUAGGAACAAGAAAGCAACGCUAAUACUGGAAGCCGUUGCGGAUCAGGAUUUAUGGAUAUGGCAUUCCUUCUUUGGUAUUCCCGGAUCUUGUAAUGAUCUUAAUGUGUUGUACCGUUCACCAGUGUUCGAUGAGGUUCUGCAUGGUCGAGCUCCUCCGGUAAAUUUUACGGUUAACGGCCAUGAAUACAACAUGGCUUAUUAUUUAGCCGACGACAUUUAUCCGAAGUGGGCAACUUUUGUUCAGGGUAUCACAUUCCCUCAACUGGCCAAAGAUAAAAUGUUCGCUGACCACCAGGCUGCCGCUCGAAAGGACGUUGAAAGAGCUUUCGGUGUGUUGCAAGCUCGAUUUGCAAUAAUACGAAAACCGUCGCUGGCGUACGAUGAGGACAUACUGCGGGACAUAAUGAAAGCAUGUAUCAUUAUGCACAACAUGAUUGUUGAAGAUGAGCGCCACAACUACACUCGAGCCGAAGUUCUAAGAGCCUUCUACGAAGAAGAUCAACAAGAAUCAACACCAGCAUCAACAUCUACAACGCCACCGUUUGAAUUCAACGUAGGCCGACCUACCAACUUUGAUUUCAACGCAUUUCUACAGCGAAAAGCUUCCCUCCGUGACAGAGAAAUUCAUCUAUCUCUGAAACGUGAUUUAGUCGAACAUAUUUGGCAACACUACGGGCCACGUAAUUAG
This is a messenger RNA of Chenopodium quinoa (quinoa), 1347 nucleotides long. Its product is annotated as putative nuclease HARBI1. The record is from RefSeq and is a predicted model, not a curated record. The transcript has a single exon. Bases 1 to 1347 code for a protein of 448 amino acids. NCBI's taxonomy places the organism in Eukaryota, Viridiplantae, Streptophyta, Magnoliopsida, Caryophyllales, Amaranthaceae.